GCCAUUUUGUCCAGUGAGGAAAAACGGAGCGGGAGCCUCGUUGAGGGUCGAGUCGGCUGCAAAUUUAGCGCGGGCUCCCUUCGCGCGCCCUCCCUCUUAGCAUCGCCAUGCAUCGUGACUCUUGUCCGCUGGACUGCAAGGUUUAUGUGGGUAACCUUGGGAACAAUGGCAACAAAACUGAACUAGAGCGAGCGUUUGGCUACUAUGGACCACUGCGCAGUGUGUGGGUGGCGAGGAAUCCUCCCGGUUUUGCCUUUGUGGAAUUUGAAGAUCCACGUGAUGCAGCUGAUGCUGUAAGAGAACUAGAUGGAAGAUAGUUGUUGGUGGAAAUGUAACCAAUGUCAACCUCUCUUCCCAGAACCCUCUGUGGGUGUCGUGUCAGAGUUGAGCUCUCCAAUGGUGAAAAACGGAGUCGGAACCGCGGCCCACCUCCCUCCUGGGGCCGGCGCCCUCGAGAUGACUACCGCAGAAGGAGUCCUCCUCCUCGCCGCAGAUCACCGCGAAGGAGAAGCUUUUCUCGUAGCCGCAGCAGGUCCCUCUCCAGAGACAGAAGAAGAGAGAGAUCACUCUCACGGGAGAGGAACCAUAAGCCUUCUCGUUCCUUUUCCAGGUCUCGCAGUCGCUCCAGGUCAAAUGAGAGGAAAUAAGACUUUGAGAAGGAGCUGUGUACAGGAAGUCGUUAGAUCUGAGUACGGGGAGUAUGUACAGAACAUUGUUUUGUUUUGGAAUUUCAUAAAGCUUGGUGCAUUUUUAAAAUGUUUUAGCUGUUGAACUUGCUUUGUUCCUUGUAUCUUGUAACAGGUGGCAAAUGUAAAGAUGUGAAUCUGUAUAUGGUUCUAAGCAGAUCAUAUGAAUUGUAAUAUUAAUCACUUUUUACAAUGUACCCUUACACUUAAUUGUUUGUGUUGAAUGGUUACCAGUUUGUCUUGCAUAGAUAAUGUUUCUGAUCUUGACAUUGUGCAGUAUGUGAUUGCUGGGGUUCAGCCUGGGGGGGAGUGUGCAGCAAAGUUGUUUGUUGCAGAGUGGUGGCUGUGAGUGGUGGUGGUGCAGGAAAGGUGUAGGUGCUGCAUAGUGCAGUACCAGCAGUCACAUUGAGCCAGCGGUGUGAAAGGGAACGAGCAAGCUGCUGUUACCCACAGCUGUAGUUCUGACUUGGAUUACCUGGAACAGAGCUCCUUUGUAUUAUGAUAUACAAUUUUAUAGCUUGUAGGGUCAGUUAAUUUUGUACUUCAUGUGACUAGAGUGCUUAAAUAGAUCUAGCUUGACCAUCUAUUCCAGGACUUCUGAAUAGACCAAAUACACAGCAGAACUGACAACUGGAGUGGAUGUGUUGACUGUGUAAUGGUACAUUGUAAAAGUUGUGAAUUAAACAUUUCUUUACUGUACAAGAAUUUUCAUGUCACUUGUAAAAUGUCUUUUGUGAGAUCCUUGGGAUUAAAGUUUUGGUUACAA
Messenger RNA from Gallus gallus (chicken), 1452 nucleotides. It is a transcript of the gene SRSF3, whose product is annotated as serine and arginine rich splicing factor 3. Gene Ontology annotation, molecular function: RNA binding. The record is from RefSeq and is a predicted model, not a curated record. Bases 307 to 771 code for a protein of 154 amino acids. Gene Ontology annotation, biological process: mRNA splicing, via spliceosome. Gene Ontology annotation, cellular component: nuclear speck. The transcript has 6 exons. NCBI's taxonomy places the organism in Eukaryota, Metazoa, Chordata, Aves, Galliformes, Phasianidae.